ACAUAAAGUUUGAACUGAAAUCAAAUCUCAAAUCACAUACACAAUUGAACAAGAAGCAUAAGACUUACUUUUGAGCAGAGUACGUGUAAUUGAAAAUGAAAGCUCUCACGAACCCAAAAUUGAGUUGAAUUGGUAGACAGUACAAAAUCCAAAAAUCUCCACAAAAGUUGGUAGCUUUUUCAGAAUCGCUUUUGUUCUUUCCUUCCGCACAUAAACAUUUCUGGGUUCAUUCAAACCCUGAAAUUUUCAAAAAAAUAUUUCUUCCCUUUUCAUCAAUUCUCUUUAUUUAAACGAUUAAAGUCGUGACUCUUGAUGGGGUUUUCUCGUCGAUCAUAAACAAAUAAGGGUUUGUGAAAAAGGAUUUUCCUUUUUCACGUUUCACGUUUCUCUCUAGUUUCAUCGUACUGAACUCAGCGCUCCAGAGAAUUGGCAACAUAGCAUGAAAAUGAAGUCUUCUACUGAUGAUGAUCACGAUGAAGAAAAUGGAAAGUUGGAAAAGAGCAGAGAAAGGAGUUCCAGAAAUGGUAGGGUUGUUAAAGUUCACAAUCAAGCGUUAUUAUCUGGACUUGCGUAUUGUCUUUCAUCAUGUGGCAUGAUUUUGGUUAACAAGUUUGUACUUUCUAGCUAUGAUUUUAAUGCUGGGAUUUCCUUGAUGGUUUAUCAGAAUUUCAUAUCAGUGACGAUUGUUUCUGCGUUGAGCCUUCUGGGUUUAGUUUCAACUGAGCCACUUACAUGGAAAUUGAUUAAAGUCUGGUUGCCUGUCAAUGUUAUAUUUGUUGGAAUGCUAAUUACAAGCAUGUUUAGUUUGAAAUACAUUAAUGUAGCUAUGGUGACAGUCUUGAAGAAUGUUACUAAUGUCAUAACCGCUGUUGGUGAAAUGUAUUUGUUCAAGAAGCAACACGAAGGCAGAGUAUGGGCUGCUCUAUUUCUAAUGAUCAUUUCAGCAAUAACUGGAGGGAUUACUGAUCUCGCUUUUAAUGCAACUGGCUAUGUUUGGCAGACACUAAACUGUUUCUUAACUGCAUCCUAUUCUCUGACCCUACGAAGGGUCAUGGAUACGGCAAAGCAAUAUACUAAAUCUGGAAAUUUAAAUGUGUUUUCGAUGGUCUUGUUGAACAACACUCUUUCUUUGCCUUUGGGAAUUUUCCUGAUUGUUGUUUUCAAUGAGGUGGAUUAUCUCUUAAGAACGCCACUUCUGAGAUUGCCUAGCUUUUGGUUAGUGAUGACCUUCAGUGGAGUUUUGGGUCUAGCGAUUAGCUUCACGUCGAUGUGGUUUCUUCAUCAGACAGGGGCUACAACUUACAGUCUUGUAGGUUCGCUGAAUAAGAUACCACUUUCGGUUGCUGGCAUCUUUCUCUUUAACGUUCCUACUAGUUUGGAGAACUCUGCUAGCAUUUUAUUUGGUCUUCUGGCUGGAGUACUUUUUGCUAGAGCCAAAAUCCGGGAGAGAUCUCAAUCCUGAAAAGCAGUAAAGGCCUAUGAUUAUAAGGAAUUUUUCCAAGUUAUACGGUAUUUGAUUUCCGGGGCGAAGUUAGAAGUUCAAUCUUGGGAUUUUUUUGGGGUCAUCAAAGAGAUGACAUCAGUUAAACUAACUUUCUCUCCCUUUGAAAGAUGCAAUUUGUGCGAGUUCGUGGUUACUUCUCUAUGAGGGAUAGUUUUUUUGGUGUUUGAAUCUUCUUGUGGAGGAGUUGCUUGGAUUGCCUCGGUAGCGCACCGGAAGAAGAAGAAGAAAAAUGUAACUAACCUUUUUCAGUUGGAUUCUAAAUCAUGUAUUCAUGUGACUUUAUUGUCUCCUUGUAUUACUUAACAAUUUGUUUAAUGCCAAAAUUCUCAUGGAAUGAAAGAAAGUUGAUAUUACAGCUUGAGACAAGGGUCACAUUCUCUGUCACUUAGGAUUAGAGUAUUUGUAGAGAUACCUUUGCACGAGUUGAAUUAGAUGCCUUGCUUAUUUUUCCUAUUUGAUUAACAUCUUGGGACUAA
Molecule: messenger RNA, 1980 nt
Organism: Cicer arietinum (chickpea)
Lineage: Eukaryota; Viridiplantae; Streptophyta; Magnoliopsida; Fabales; Fabaceae
Source: RefSeq, a predicted model, not a curated record